AUGAACAAGCCACUGUUCAUGAGCAUUGUUGAUCGAUUCUCCAACGAAGUUCAAUAUUUUCGGAAAAAGAGAGAUGGUCUCGGAAGGAUUAGUCUCUCCCCCUUACAAAAGUGUACUGCAGCCAUUCGUGUCUUGGCAUAUGGUUCUGCGGGUGAUAUGGUUGACGAAUACCUCCGGCUCGGUGAAGCAACAACUCGGUUAUGUGUAGAAAAUUUUGUGGAAGGCAUAAUCAAUUUGUUCGGCGAUGAGUACUUAAGAAGACCAACACCGGCUGAUCUAGAACGUCUACUUGCUGUUGGAGAGUAUCGAGGUUUUCCCGGAAUGAUAGGAAGCAUCGACUGUAUGCACUGGGAGUGGAAGAAUUGUCCAACCGCUUGGAAAGGGCAAUAUUCUCGUGGUUCAGAUAAACCAACGAUCGUUUUAGAAGCGGUUGCUUCAUACGAUCUCUGGAUAUGGCAUGCAUUUUUUGGACCUCCAGGUACAUGCAAUGAUAUUAAUGUGCUUGAUCAAUCACCUGUUUUUGAUGACAUAAUUCAAGGUUAUGCUCCGCAAGUCACUUUCUCUGUCAAUGGAAGACAGUAUCAUAUGGCUUACUAUCUCACCGAUGGUAUUUAUCCAAAAUGGGCUACUUUUAUCCAAUCUAUUCGUUUACCACAAGUGCCGAAAGCAAUUUUAUUUGCUAAAAAACAAGAAGGUGUCCGAAAAGAUGUCGAGCGUGCUUUUGGAGUCCUGCAAGCUCGCUUUGCCAUUGUUAAAAAUCCGGUGCUGUUCUGGGAUAAAGAUAAAAUCGGAAAGAUUAUGAGAGCGUGUAUCAUACUUCAUAAUAUGAUAGUAGAAAAUGAACGAAGUACAUACACUCAGUAUAAUGUUGAAGAGUUUAUCGAAGGAGAAGAUAAUGGAAGCUCACAUGUCGAUGGCAAUUUCGAUAGAGAUCACAGAAAUGGUGUGGCCCAUAGGAUGGUUGCAGAAGCAAGAAUUCGUGAUCAAACAACGCAUCAAUAA
Molecule: messenger RNA, 1002 nt
Organism: Raphanus sativus (radish)
Lineage: Eukaryota; Viridiplantae; Streptophyta; Magnoliopsida; Brassicales; Brassicaceae
Exons: 1
Coding region: 1-1002 (333 amino acids)
Source: RefSeq, a predicted model, not a curated record